AUGACCUCUAACCCAAUUAUCUCUCUUCUAUCCAAAGAGUUGUUAAUCGGCAAGGACUUAAUGAAAUGGAAGUCUAAUAUCAACAUAGUCUUGAUCGGUGACAACUCAAAAUUCAUGAUGAUUGAAACUGAACCUGAUUUUCUCAGAGAGAACGCCUGGAAGGCCAUGAGGGAGAAGCAUGAUCGUUGGAUUGCUGCCAACAACAAGGCCAAGGCCUACAUGCUACCUAGCAUGUUAGAAACACUAAGGACUAAGAUGGAGAAUGUCGAAAAUACUUACGACAUCAUGGAGCAAUUCCAAGAAAUGUUUGGGCACAAGUCAACACAAGCUAGUUUCAAGGCUACCAAGAAGUAUGUGAAAUGUAGGAUGGCACCUGGCCAACAUGUUUGUGAUCAUUUUAUUAAGAUGAUGCUAUACUUCCAUGAAGUUGAGCUGCAUGGAGCAAUAGUAAAUGAGAAGACUCAAUUAUUGAAUGAGCUUCAUAUGUAUGAAGGAAUAAAUGGUGUACUGAGUAAAGGACCUGAGAAGAAGGCUGCUACUACCAGGCGUGCUCAGGGUGAGGCUAACCUUGCCUCUUCCUCAAAGAGCAAGAAAAGAAAGGUGAGGAAGGACAAAGAAGGCUAA
Humulus lupulus (European hop) is the source of this 624-nucleotide messenger RNA. RefSeq lists its product as uncharacterized. NCBI's taxonomy places the organism in Eukaryota, Viridiplantae, Streptophyta, Magnoliopsida, Rosales, Cannabaceae. Bases 1 to 624 code for a protein of 207 amino acids. The transcript has 2 exons. The record is from RefSeq and is a predicted model, not a curated record.